Messenger RNA from Linum trigynum, 2031 nucleotides. The record is from the annotation of a GenBank genome assembly. NCBI's taxonomy places the organism in Eukaryota, Viridiplantae, Streptophyta, Magnoliopsida, Malpighiales, Linaceae.
AUGCCAACUACCGCAUCCGCUUCUUUCACCUCCGGAGCCGACGGCGGUCCCACUUCCCUCGUCGCUCGACUCUCCUCCGGCGACCCCGAUGUCAAGCUGAGGGCCCUGAGGGAAGUCAAGAACCAGAUAAUCGGCAGCAAGACCAAAAAGCUCGGCUACAUAAAGCUCGGCGCCGUACCCCGCGUCGCCUCAAUUCUUUCCGCCGCAAUUGCCGACGGCGACUGCUUCCAGCCAGCUCCCGCCGCUUCACCACGGGGAAUGCUCGGCUAUUCCAGCAAUGUCGUCGUCCAAUCGGCGGCAGCUCUCGGCAGCUUCGCCUGCGGAUUCGACGAGGGAGUUCAGGCAGUUCUCGCCGCCGGCGCUCUGCCGCUUCUGGUUAGACUGCUCGAUCAUCCCGACGACAAAGUGGUGGAUGUUGGUGCUCGAUCCCUGAAAAUGAUCUACCAGUCCGAAUUUGCUCCCAAAUAUGAAAUCCUUGAACGCAAAAGCUUGGAAUUCCUGGUUUCCUUACUGAAUAGAGAGGGUGAAAACGUUACUGAAUUAGGUGCCAGUAUCAUAGCUCAUUCUUGCAGGACAGUUGAAGAGCAGAAAACUAUGCUCGAGGCUGGGGUUCUGAAGAGGCUUGUCAGCCUCCUUGAUGGGAGUGUAGGUCAGAGAGAUGCUAGCUUAGGUUCUCUUGCUGCUGCUUUCAGAAACAACGCUGAAGUAAUUACAGAGUUUAUGGGACCUCAUGGCGGGAAACCGUUUAAUGCCAUAUUUAGGCUGACCGUGGAUAGCAACCCCAAGACGAGGUUGCUUGCUUGCCAGUGCUUGAUUGUCAUUAGGAAUGCUACCGAUUGCUAUGUCCAGGAAUUAGGGUUCAAAAGGAAGUUGGUCACUACUCUCCUUGAGCUCCUUGAUGAUCCAGGUCAGGUUGGAGAUGAGUGCCCGUUUGUAUUGUCUAGUCUGGUUGAGGGGAAGGAGGACCUACAUAAGAUAGCUCUUGAAGCGGAUGCUAUGGUUAAACUCCGUAAUUGCAUGGAUAAGGAAAAUGUCAAUCCUAGGCGUCUUCGUGGUGUAUUGUUGGCCUUGGCUGAUCUCUGCUCAAAGUUAGAAAGCUGUAGAUCGACAUUCUUAUCCAUGAAGGUCUUGAAACCACUUACCGGUUUCCUAAACCAUAAGGAGGAAGAUAUACGAAUUGCAGCUUGCACCUGCUUAAAAAAUGUUACUCGAUCAGUCAAGAAUUUGUGUGCUGGUUACUUUAUGAAAAAUGAAGCCCUCGUCAAUGCUUUGAUUCUUUUGCUAACGGAUGCUUCAGAGGAAGUGCAGGUUGCAGCUCUUGGUGUUGUGAGCAACAUUGUUGUUGAUUUCACUACACAUAAGUCGAUGUUUGUUGCACAUGAAGGCAUGCAGCAGCUUUUUUGUUUGUCAAAAUCAAUGGUUCCAGCUGUUAGGUCAAAUGCCCUGCGGGCUUUGAGGAACAUGACGUUCCUUGCUGAUGAUAAAUGCAAAGAAGCAAUUUAUUUAGGGAUGACUCCAUCACUGAUUGCAAAUCUUAUACGUGACGAUGAACUUUCCGUUAAGGAGCAAGCUUUGGCCCUUGUUCGCAAUCUUGUUGAUGGAAGCGUUGGGUCAAUUGAGCAAGUUUUUGCUGAUGAUAGUAUUAUUUUAGAUGCUGUUGGAAGCCAAUUACAGUGUUGUCCAAACGCUGAAGUUUUGUUACAGGGAAUCUAUGUGCUGGGAAACAUUGCCUGUGGAAAUGAGAUUCAUAAAGAAGCAGUUACGUGCCUGCUUUUCCCAUUAGCGGGAAGGGGCCCCGAGCCUUUCUUUGUCAACUUCUUGCUGAGUUCUGACAGUAGAUUGCGCCUUGCUACUAUCUGGGUCCUUAUAAAUCUCACCUUGCCAUCUCCUGGAGCAUUGAAGCGUCAAGAAAGACUACAGAAUGAAGGGGUACUGUCCAUAGUAAGAAGUAUGGUCAAUGAUCCUUGCUUGGAUGUGAAGAUUAGAGUAAGAACAUUGCUCACCCAGACUGAGCAUUUUGGUGACUUUUGA